Racocetra fulgida is the source of this 303-nucleotide messenger RNA. Lineage: Eukaryota; Fungi; Glomeromycota; Glomeromycetes; Diversisporales; Gigasporaceae. The record is from the annotation of a GenBank genome assembly.
AUGAUAUGCAAAAACUCUUUUUUGAAUCAAUCUUUUUCACAUAAAGAGGGAGAAGAAGAUUUAGCUGGUUUAAUUAGAUUGCUAACAGAAGAGAAAAAAGAUUUAGCUGGCUUAAUUAGAUCACAAAUAAAAAAGGAAGAUUUAGCUGGUUUAAUUAGACUGCUAAUAAAAAAGGAUGAUGAUUAUGAGGAAUGGGACGAGAAGGAUGAUGAUGAGAAAACGGAAGAAGAGGAAAAGAAUGAUGAUGAUGAGGAUUAUGAUAAUGAUGAGGAAAAGGAAGAAGAGGAAGAGGAUGAUGAUAAG